This is a messenger RNA of Haliotis rufescens (red abalone), 3481 nucleotides long. RefSeq names its product L-seryl-tRNA(Sec) kinase-like. NCBI's taxonomy places the organism in Eukaryota, Metazoa, Mollusca, Gastropoda, Lepetellida, Haliotidae. Gene Ontology annotation, molecular function: kinase activity; tRNA binding. The record is from RefSeq and is a predicted model, not a curated record. The coding region runs from base 2112 to 3356 and encodes 414 amino acids. The transcript has 5 exons.
GUACAUGUAUGUCCUGCUGUGUGAGUCAUGUAUUAAACUGUGCCACUAGUUUAGUUUAACUACACUAUAGGUAUUCUCAUUACCACACAAUCCUUGUACAUGUAUGUCCUGCUGUGUGAGUCAUGUAUUAAACUGUGCCACUAGUUUAGUUUAACUACACUAUAGGUAUUCUCAUUACCACACAAUCCUUGUACAUGUAUGUCCUGCUGUGUGAGACAUGUAUUAAACUGUGCCACUAGUUUAGUUUAACUACACUAUAGGUAUUCUCAUUACCACACAAUCAUUGUACAUGUAUGUCCUGCUGUGUGAGUCAUGUAUUAAACUGUGCCACUAGUUUAGUUUAACUACACUAUAGGUAUUCUCAUUAACACACAAUCCUUGUACGUGUAUGUCCUGCUGUGUGAGACAUGUAUUAAACUGUGCCACUAGUUUAGUUUAACUACACUAUAGGUAUUCUCAUUACCACACAAUCAUUGUACAUGUAUGUCCUGCUGUGUGAGACAUGUACUAAACUGUGCCACUAGUUUAGUUUAACUGCACUAUAGGUAUUCUCAUUAACACACAAUCCUUGUACGUGUAUGUCCUGCUGUGUGAGACAUGUAUUAAACUGUGCCACUAGUUUAGUUUAACUGCACUAUAGGUAUUCUCAUUAACACACAAUCCUUGUACAUGAAUGUACUGCUGUGUGAGACAUGUAUUAAACUGUGCCACUAGUUUAGUUUAACUACACUAGAGGUAUUCUCACUAGCACACAAUCCUUGUACAUAUAUGUCCUGCUGUGUGAUACAUGUAUUAAACUGUGCCACUAGUUUAGUUUAACUACACUAUAGGUAUUCUCACUAGCACACAAUCCUUGUACAUAUAUGUCCUGCUGUGUGAGACAUGUAUUAAACUGUGAAUCAGACACUGUGAUACACAUGAAUGUACUGCUGUGUGAGUCAUGUAUUAAACUGUGAAUCAGACACUGUGAUACACAUGAAUGUACUGCUGUGUGAGUCAUGUAUUAAACUGUGAAUCAGACACUGUGAUACACAUGUAUGUCCUGCUGUGUGAGUCAUGUAUUAAACUGUGCCACUAGUUUAGUUUAACUGCACUAUAGGUAUUCUCAUUAACACACAAUCCUUGUAAAUGUAUGUACUGCUGUGUGAAUCAUGUAUUAGACUGUGCCACUAGUUUAGUUUAACUACACUAUAGGUAUUCUCAUUACCACACAAUCCUUGUACAUGUAUGUACUGCUGUGUGAAUCAUGUAUUAAACUGUGCCACUAGUUUAGUUUAACUACACUAUAGGUAUUCUCAUUACCACACAAUCCUUGUACAUGUAUGUACUGCUGUGUGAAUCAUGUAUUAAACUGUGCCACUAGUUUAGUUUAACUACACUAAAGAUAUUCUCAUUACCACACAAUCCUUGUACAUGUAUGUCCUGCUGUGUGAGUCAUGUAUUAGACUGUGCCACUAGUUUAGUUUAACUACACUAUAGGUAUUCUCAUUACCACACAAUCCUUGUACAUGUAUGCACUGCUGUGUGAAUCCUGUAUUAAACUGUGCCACUAGUUUAGUUUAACUGCACUAUAGGUAUUCUCAUUACCACACAAUCCUUGUACAUAUAUGUCCUGCUGUGUGAGACAUGUAUUAAACUGUGCCACUAGUUUAGUUUAACUGCACUAUAGGUAUUCUCACAAUCAUUGUACGUGUAUGCUCGGAAUUCUUGGGCAAUCAUAUUGCAAGUAGACUACACACUUUGAAGUGAACAUUUAUUGUCAUUACUAUUCGGGCUCGCAGACUUGACUUUCUCCUGAUACAGGACGGUGAUAUAUUAUUUCUUAAUUUUUUUGAAUAUAAUGUCCAGUUGUAUCUGCAAUUCACAACAUCAGUUGCCUCUAUAUUAUAUAUUGUCACCAUGGCAACGGGAUAAUACUUCUGUCUGUCGCAUGUAGCAGGUGAUUGCGACCGUGUGGUGCAACCUUGCCAGUAAUCAAUGGAUGUGUCUUGGUCACCUGGUUUCGCAUUUCUUGCCGUUGUGCAAUGACAACAUGAUUCUCUGUUGUCGUGGAUUGUUUCAGAACUUGUGUCAGAUUGUACAUAUCAAGACAGUGUCUCCAUGCGUCGAGGAUGCCCGGGUGUGUCAUGGUGAUGUGUGGCCUGCCUGCCAGUGGGAAGACAACUCUGGUGUCUCAGUUUGCAACCUCCGUGUCAGAAGAGUUCCGCUGUCAUGUGGUGGACUAUGACAAACUCAUGCCGCCACACACAGAGAAACAGCUGAUAGACCACAGCGCUCAGGUUCAAGAUGUUUCCCUGUGGAAGAAGUACCGAGAAGGAAUUAUUUGUUGUGUGGACAGACUGUUGGACACAAUGAAGGCUCCCCACCCCGAUAGUGAACAGGACAAGCAGGCAGACACACAUCACAGAGACACACACCACACAGGCACAGACACAUAUCACACAGGCACAGACACAUAUCACACAGGCACAGAAACACAUCAAGCAGAUGCACAUCACACAGGCACAGACACAUAUCACACAGGCACAGACACACAUCACACAGACACACAACAUGUCGUAAUUCCUCAGUCACAUGUUGAGGCAUCAACACUGUUAGAUGAUUCAACAGAGCCAACAAGCCAGGAUUCCAAUCGGCCAGGAGCAAGUGGGACAUUGUGGCGCCAGUUUAUAACCAGUCUUGGACUAGAACUAGACACCAAAAGUGGUCUCUACACUGGAAUGGUGGUUGUUAUUGAUGACAAUAUGUACUACAGAAGUAUGAGAUAUGACUAUUAUCAACUGGCCAGAAAAUACGGUCUUGGAUUCUGUGAAGUGCAUGUUGAUUGUCCAUCUGACAUGGCUGUGGCCAGGAACAAGCAGAGAACCCUGGGAAGGGUGGAGGACAAUGUCAUUGUAACCAUGGCAACAAAAAUGGAAGUUCCUGAUAGUGCAGCCUUCCACUGGGAAAAGUAUUCUUUAUCGAUCACACACGACACAAGGAAUGGUUGUUGUAGGAUGCGGAGUCUGAUGAAGGCAGCCAUGUUGGAUCCUGUCCAGGCUGUUGUGGAGGAUGUGGCAGGAAAGGAGGAGAGUCGCCGCCGUUGCUCGGAAAACGUCAUACACCAAACUGAUCAAAUACUCCGCAAACUGCUGGCAAUUCGUAUGAAGUCAGCUAAAGAGGCGCAGUUGUCAAAAGCAAAUUUAAGAAGUUUGUCUACAAAACUAAUAGAAGUGAAGUCCGCCUUAUUGGCUGAGAUGAGGUCAGGGCAUAUUACUGUUGCCGUGGAAUCCCAGGAUGCAUCAAAGGAUGAAGAAAGUGAACUCUUUCAGUUUGUGAAAAAACUAUUUGAGUCAAGACUAGCCCCAACAAGUUGACAGGGGAUGAUGUAAUAUUUUGUAUUGUUUCAAGCACUACUGUGAUAAACAUAUAACAAUAGAGUCAUUCCUUUAUUUAGAUUAAAUGUGGAGGUGUGGGAGUCCCACAUUUUCAGAUUGUAAAA